This is a messenger RNA of Cheilinus undulatus (humphead wrasse), 753 nucleotides long. RefSeq names its product mesoderm posterior protein 1-like. Gene Ontology annotation, biological process: mesoderm formation; regulation of transcription by RNA polymerase II; somite rostral/caudal axis specification. The transcript is spliced from 2 exons. The coding region runs from base 1 to 753 and encodes 250 amino acids. NCBI's taxonomy places the organism in Eukaryota, Metazoa, Chordata, Actinopteri, Labriformes, Labridae. Gene Ontology annotation, molecular function: DNA-binding transcription factor activity, RNA polymerase II-specific; RNA polymerase II cis-regulatory region sequence-specific DNA binding; protein dimerization activity. The record is from RefSeq and is a predicted model, not a curated record. Gene Ontology annotation, cellular component: nucleus.
AUGGAUGUUUCUCACUGCUCUCCUCUGCAGCUCCAGGACAACGCCUUCCUCUUUGACUGCGAGUCUCUCCUGGACAAGUGCUACGAUCCUCUGGCCUUCGAUCCAGCCACUGAUCCGGGUUACUUCAGCGCUGGUAGCAGCCUGUCUCCCACCUCCUCUGUGGACUCCUUCUGUUUCUCCCCAUCCUCUCUCCAGGGAAACGAACAAGAUGCUUUAGACUGUUUCAUCUUCAAAAGCCCGGUAGUGCCUCAUUCUUCCAGUGAGACACAGUCUUGCUCCAGAUCCUCCACAACCACCUCCACCACCAAGAAAUCCAGGUCAAGGUACCCGGGGAAGAAGCGUCAGACGGCCAGUGAGAGGGAGAAGCUGAGGAUGAGAGAUCUGACCAAAGCCAUGCAUCACCUCAGGACCUACCUGCCUGCUUCAGUGGCUCCAGUCGGACAGACCCUGACAAAGAUCGAGACCCUGCGCCUCACCAUCCGCUACAUCUCCUACCUGUCGGCUCAGCUGGGCCUCAGCGAGGAGGUGCUGGAGCAGAGGAAGACCUCAGGCUCGCUGGAGCAGCCACAGACCCUCAACCAGUACCUGGGUCAGCCGACAUCCAGCCUUGGAGAAUGUAACAGCACGAGCUCAGCACAGAUGUCAAGUCUGCAGCCGUCAUAUCAGGUUCCUGGACUUUCUGGAGUUUGUUUUUCACCUGAGCAGUACUGGAUGCAGCAACAUCAAAACGUCCCCUUCUCUGGACACUGCUGA